AUGGCUUUUUUUAAUGAAUCCAAUUCUGCUUCGGCUGACAGAUGCUCAGCUAAGAAUAACAGAAGGAACGAAAAAUCUGCCACCGCGACUGGCGCUGGAAAGAAGAGUUCAGGUGGCUUUAACUUCCGAAGGUUCUUUGUCCCCUCCUGCUCGCUUGCUCUUCUCGUUGUCGCCAUAUAUAUGUUGCUACUAGAAAUAACCCCCUUGGACAAGAAGGUUAUGACCCAAAUACAAGCAAGGAAUUUAUCCGAGUCAAAUGAAAAUGGAUACUUCAGGAAAGGAAAUUCAUAUACGAAUGCAAGUUCUUCUGAUUCUGAAUCCAAUUAUAACCUGUUAUCUGGGUAUGAUACAAUGGAUUUAGGAGAAAAUGAAAAAGAGCAUGACUUGGAUUCACAUCCAACUGUUGGAGUAAAAUAUGCAGACGAAAGUGACUUGUAUAAUGUUGAGAUGCCUGUGUUUAACCCACCUCAAAUGGACCUUACCAAGGAUAUGAUGAAGGAAAAACUGAACGAAUUGAUCAAUAAUAUGGAAGAAGUCCCAACAAAGGAUGACGUUGCCAACCUGUGGACGCUUGGAUAUUCUCUUGAGGAGGAAGAAUUUUAUGAUUUUUUAAUAGAGAUAUUCGAAUAUUACAAUGAGUUAAAGGAAACACACAAUGUAGAUAGUGAACAUGCGAACGCUCAAUGGAGUAAGCUGUUUUUCAAUCUUCAUGACCUUUUAAAGCAGAAGGAGGACUACUACGUUCAACUUUACUUGGACUUCAUCAUGAACAGUACCUUUACGAAACAGGAAUGUAUUAAUAUUUUCAACAACUGUAGGAAGGAACUUGCUGAUUUCAGACAGCAGUUACUCACCAUAAGCAAAAGCCAAUUGCAUGAAAACAUGGUUCAAGAAAAUUGA
Messenger RNA from Plasmodium fragile, 900 nucleotides. RefSeq lists its product as uncharacterized. The record is from RefSeq and is a predicted model, not a curated record. The coding region runs from base 1 to 900 and encodes 299 amino acids. NCBI's taxonomy places the organism in Eukaryota, Apicomplexa, Aconoidasida, Haemosporida, Plasmodiidae. The transcript has 2 exons.